UUUUUUUCCUUUUUAUCACUUUUCAUGACAGAACCAACACAAACACGUAGUAUAACGCUAUCAACGGUGAAAGGAACGCAAGUAGAAUGUAACGAAUUACCGUUUUAUGGUAAUUGUAGAGAUGUAGAAGAUUUCGAAAAAUUGAAUAGAGUGGGAGAAGGCACCUAUGGUGUUGUUUAUCGUGUAAGAGACACCAAAACAAAACAAAUUGUUGCCUUAAAAAAAAUUAGAAUGGAACGUGAGACCGACGGCAUGCCAGUAUCCAGUUUAAGAGAAAUUAGUAUUUUAAAAAGAAUGAAGCAUCAGAAUAUUGUUAAUGUUACAGACGUUGCUGUUGGACCUCGCUUAGAGUCUAUAUUUCUAGUCAUGGAGUACUGUGAACAAGAUUUGGGCAGUUUGUUAGAUAUGGUACCAACACCUUACUCAGCUUCAGAAAUUAAAUGUUUAAUGUUACAACUACUCAAAGGCUUAGAGUAUUGUCAUAGCCAUUCAAUCAUUCACAGAGAUUUGAAAAUGUCAAACUUAUUACUAACAUCUACCGGGUUACUUAAGAUUGCUGAUUUUGGAUUAGCUAGAACAUUAAGUUUACCAGGAAAGCCAAUGACACCCAAUGUAGUGACAUUAUGGUAUAGAGCUCCCGAAGUUUUAUUCGGCGAUACCAAUUACACAACCUCGAUUGAUUUAUGGUCGGCUGGAUGUAUCAUGGGCGAAUUGAUGCAACAUAAACCAUUAUUACCAGGAAACACAGAACAAGCCCAAUUAGAUUUAAUCGUAAAGCUUUUAGGCUCGCCUAACGAUUCCAUUUGGCCUGGAUUCAACAAAUUACCUUCAUCUAAAUUACUUGUAUUACCAAAGCAAACCUAUAACAGUAUUAAACAAGUCUUUCCAAGAUUUAGUGAGAAUACCUUGGGCUUGCUUGCUGGAUUACUGACAUAUAACCCUAAAACUAGACUGACCGUAAAACAGGCUUUAGCUCACCCUUAUUUCCAAGAAUCGCCUAGAGCGCAAGAUCCCUCGCUUUUACCAACUUAUCCAGAAGUUCGAAAUCAACUGGCCGAAAGAGAAAGGUAAGCGAUUUACAAACCACAGAUUAUUUUAUGUUUUGUUUUUUUUAAUCCUUGGUGAACGCCUCUUGAUAGCAAACGACGAGCACAUGAAGAAGAUCGCAAAAGAAGAAUAGCAAAAGAAGAUACCGAGACAUUGAAUAAUAAAAGAAAAAGAUGAUACAAGAAAAAAAAGACAUAUUGUACAUAACAAACAUAUUUUGGCUU
Molecule: messenger RNA, 1271 nt
Organism: Mucor mucedo
Lineage: Eukaryota; Fungi; Mucoromycota; Mucoromycetes; Mucorales; Mucoraceae
Product: kinase-like domain-containing protein
Exons: 5
Coding region: 25-1071 (348 amino acids)
Biological process (GO): protein phosphorylation; regulation of mitotic cell cycle
Cellular component (GO): nucleus
Molecular function (GO): cyclin-dependent protein serine/threonine kinase activity; ATP binding
Source: RefSeq, a predicted model, not a curated record